AUGGCCUUGAGGACCAGUGACCAGGGUCAGGCUGCCAUGAAUGGGCUAAAGAAGGUGCUGACACUGGACACCAUGAACCAGUGUGUGCGCAGGUUGGAGUAUGCGGUUCGCGGCCCCAUUGUGGUUCGUGCUUUGGAACUGGAGCAGGAGUUGCGCCAGGGUAUGAAGAAGCCCUUCACUGAAGUCAUCAGAGCAAACAUCGGAGACGCACAGGCCAUGGGGCAGAAGCCCAUUACCUUCAUGCGACAGGUCGUGGCCCUUUGUACGGACCCUGAGCUCUUGAGCAGCCCCCACUUUCCUGAGGAUGUCAAGAGAAGAGCAAAACGGAUCCUGCAGGCCUGUGGGGGCCACAGCGUCGGGGCCUACAGCAUCAGCUCUGGCAUCCGGCUGAUCCGGGAGGACGUAGCCCGAUACAUCCAGCGGCGUGAUGGUGGCAUUCCCUCAGACCCCAACAAUAUCUUCCUGUCCACCGGAGCCAGCGACGCCAUCGUGGCGGUGCUGAAGUUGCUGGUGGCCGGUGAGGGCCUCACGCGCACAGGCGUGCUAAUUCCCAUCCCACAGUACCCACUCUACUCUGCCACGUUGGCCGAGCUCGACGCCGUGCAAGUGGACUACUACCUGGAUGAGGAGCGCGCCUGGGCACUGGAUGUGGCCGAGUUGCAGCGCGCACUGCACCAGGCGCGCGACCGAUGCUGCCCACGCGCGCUUUGCGUGAUCAACCCGGGUAACCCCACCGGACAGGUGCAGACCCGAGAGUGCAUCGAGGCUGUGAUCCGCUUCGCCUUUGACGAGCGCCUGUUCCUGCUGGCUGAUGAGGUGUACCAGGAUAACGUGUACGCAGAGGGCUCCCAGUUUCACUCCUUCAAGAAAGUGCUCAUGGAGAUGGGGCCGCCUUACUCAACGCAGCAGGAGCUCGCCUCUUUCCACUCCGCCUCCAAGGGCUACAUGGGCGAGUGUGGGUUCCGUGGCGGCUACGUGGAGGUGGUGAACAUGGACACCGCAGUGCAACAGCAAAUGCUGAAGUUGCUGAGCGUGCGGUUGUGCCCGCCUGUGCCUGGUCAAGCCCUGCUGGACACGGUGGUCAGCCCGCCUGAGCCCUCUGACCCCUCCUUUGCGCAGUUUCAGGCGGUGAGCAGACAGGCGACUGAGUG
Molecule: messenger RNA, 1151 nt
Organism: Elephantulus edwardii (Cape elephant shrew)
Lineage: Eukaryota; Metazoa; Chordata; Mammalia; Macroscelidea; Macroscelididae
Product: alanine aminotransferase 1-like
Exons: 8
Biological process (GO): biosynthetic process
Molecular function (GO): pyridoxal phosphate binding; L-alanine:2-oxoglutarate transaminase activity
Source: RefSeq, a predicted model, not a curated record